AUGAUUGAUAAACUCAAUCAUGAACUUCAUCAAAAGUUAAAAGAUGCAUCAGAAAUGACUUUUCCAUCAAUUCACACAACAGUCGAUCAAGAUCAGGCUGCUCAAUACCCUGUCGAAUUUCUGAACACACUUAAAUCCAUUGGAACGUCACCGCAUAACUUGACAUUAAAGCCGGAUGCUCCCAUAAUGUUGCUCAGGAAUUUUGACCCACCUCGCUUGUGUAAAGGAACUCGCUUAACUGUUACUUCCGUGAAGCCCCAUGUCCUACAGGCAACAAUCAUAACAGGUAAUAACAAAGAAGAAAAUGUCUUUAUUCCAAACUUACCUCUCGUACCUACAAAUGUUCCAUUUGAAUUUAAGAGGCUUAAGUUUCCAAUUAAACUAAAUUUUGGUAUUUCAGUUAGAAAAUCUCAGGAUCAAAUCCUCAAGGUAGUUGGACUUAAUCUCUCUUCUUGA
This is a messenger RNA of Octopus sinensis (East Asian common octopus), 456 nucleotides long. RefSeq lists its product as uncharacterized. The transcript has a single exon. The record is from RefSeq and is a predicted model, not a curated record. Lineage: Eukaryota; Metazoa; Mollusca; Cephalopoda; Octopoda; Octopodidae. The coding region runs from base 1 to 456 and encodes 151 amino acids.